Cynocephalus volans (Philippine flying lemur) is the source of this 4227-nucleotide messenger RNA. RefSeq names its product TNF alpha induced protein 3 (gene TNFAIP3). The record is from RefSeq and is a predicted model, not a curated record. Gene Ontology annotation, cellular component: cytoplasm; nucleus. Bases 241 to 2601 code for a protein of 786 amino acids. NCBI's taxonomy places the organism in Eukaryota, Metazoa, Chordata, Mammalia, Dermoptera, Cynocephalidae. Gene Ontology annotation, molecular function: cysteine-type deubiquitinase activity; zinc ion binding; DNA binding. The transcript is spliced from 9 exons. Gene Ontology annotation, biological process: cytoskeleton organization; protein K29-linked deubiquitination; cell migration.
GGCCGAGCGCAGGGAACCAGGAGCCCGCGGGGGCGGAGCGGCAAGUGCGGCCGCUGGGAGAGAUCACACCCCCGGCCGGCCCGGCCCGCGAGCGACCCCGAGCCCCGGCGUGCAUGGGGCACCGCCUCCACCCGGCCCCGGCUCCGACUCCGACUCCUGCCUGCAGCGCGCGCCUGUCCUGACCGGGACUUGGGACUUUGGGAACGGAUCGCGCGGCCCGGAGAGGUGUUCUCAAGCACAAUGGCUGAGCAACUCCUUCCUCAGGCUUUGUAUUUGAGCAAUAUGCGGAAAGCUGUGAAGAUAAGAGAGAGAACUCCAGAGGAUAUUUUUAAACCUACCAAUGGGAUCAUUCAUCAUUUUAAAACCAUGCACCGAUACACACUGGAAAUGUUCAGAACUUGCCAGUUUUGUCCACAGUUUCGAGAGAUCAUCCACAAAGCUCUCAUCGACAGAAACAUCCAGGCUUCCCUAGAAAGUCAGAAGAAGCUCAACUGGUGUCGAGAAGUCAGGAAGCUUGUGGCACUGAAAACAAAUGGUGAUGGAAAUUGCCUCAUGCAUGCAGCUUCUCAGUACAUGUGGGGGGUCCAGGACACAGACUUGGUCCUGAGGAAGGCACUCUUCAGCACUCUCAAGGAGACAGACACACGCAACUUUAAGUUCCGCUGGCAACUGGAGUCUCUCAAGUCUCAGGAAUUUGUGGAAACGGGGCUUUGCUAUGACACUCGGAACUGGAAUGAUGAAUGGGACAACCUCAUCAAAAUGGCAUCCACAGACACACCAGCGGCCCAGAGCGGACUUCAGUACCAUUCACUGGAAGAAAUACACAUAUUUGUCCUUUGCAACAUCCUCCGAAGGCCAAUCAUCAUCAUUUCAGAUAAAAUGCUGAGAAGUUUGGAAUCAGGUUCAAAUUUUGCCCCUUUGAAAGUGGGUGGAAUUUACUUGCCUCUCCAUUGGCCUGCCCAGGAAUGCUACAGAUUCCCCAUCGUUCUCGGCUAUGACAGCCAGCACUUUGUACCCUUAGUGACCCUGAAGGACAGUGGGCCUGAAAUCCGAGCUGUUCCACUUGUUAACAGAGACCGAGGAAGAUUUGAAGACUUAAAAGUUCACUUUUUGACAGAUCCAGAAAAUGAUAUGAAGGAAAAGCUCUUAAAAGAGUACUUGAUGGUGAUAGAAAUCCCAGUCCAAGGCUGGGACCAUGGCACAACUCAUCUGAUUAAUGCUGCAAAGUUGGAUGAAGCUAACUUACCAAAAGAAAUAAACCUGGUAGAUGAUUAUUUUGAACUUGUUCAGCACGAGUACAAGAAAUGGCAGGAAAACAAUGAGCAGGAGAGGAGAGAAAUGCGUGCUCAGAAUCCUUUGGAACCUUCCAUGCCCCAGCUUUCUCUCAUGGAUGUAAAAUGUGAAACGCCCAACUGUCCUUUCUUCAUGUCCAUCAACACCCAACCUUUAUGCCAUGAAUGCUCAGAAAGACGGCAAAAGAAUCAAAACAAACCCCCAAAGCUGAACUCCAGGCCAGGCCCUGAGGGGCUCCCUGGCAUGGCGCUGGGGACCUCACGGGGAGACUUGGCCUGGAACCCUGAGGAGCCAGCCGGGGGGCCUCAUUCGGCCCCACCAACAGCACCCAGCCUUUUCCUGUUCAGUGAGACCACCGCUAUGAAGUGCAGGAGCCCUGGCUGCCCUUUCACGCUGAACGUGCAGCACAAUGGAUUUUGUGAGCGUUGCCACAAUGCCCGGCAACUGAAUGGCAGCCACACCGCAGACAACACGAGGCAUUUAGACCCCGGUAAGUGCCAAGCCUGCCUCCGGGAUGUCACCCGGACGUUUAAUGGGAUCUGCAGUACUUGCUUCAAAAGGACUACAGCAGAGCCCUCCUCCAACCUCAGUUCCAGCAUCCCUGCCUCCUGUCAUCAGCGGUCCAAGUCGGACCCCUCACACCUCAGCCGGAGUCUGUCCCCACACUCUUGCCACAGAGCCGGAAACGAUGCCUCCUCUGGCUGCCUCUCUCAAGCCACACGGACUCCAGGGGACAGGACAGGGACAAGCAAGUGCAGAAAAGCUGGCUGCAUGUACUUUGGGACUCCAGAAAACAAGGGCUUUUGCACGCUGUGUUUCAUCGAGUACAGAGAAAACAAACAUUUUGUCACUGCCUCAGGGAAAGCCAGUCCCACUGCCUCCAGGUUCCAGAACACCGUUACAUGCCUGGGAAGGGAGUGUGGUACCCUUGGAAGCACCAUGUUUGAAGGAUACUGUCAGAAGUGUUUCAUUGAGGCUCAGAACCAGAGACUUCAUGAAGCCAAAAGGACUGAAGAGCAACUGAGACUGAGCCAGCGCAGAAACGUGCCUCGUACUGCACAGAGUGCCUCAAGGCCCAAGUGUGCCCGGGCCUCCUGCAAGAACAUCCUGGCCUGUCGCAGCGAGGAACUCUGCAUGGAGUGCCAGCACCUUGGCCAGCGAGUGGGCCCGGGGAUCCACCGGGGAGAGCCUGCUGCAGAAGAGUCCGCAAAACAGCGCUGCCGGGCCCCUGCCUGUGAUCACUUCGGCAACACCAAGUGCAAUGGCUACUGCAACGAGUGCUUUCAGUUCAAGCAGAUGUAUGGCUAAUGGAAGACAGGUGGUCCAGCCCCACAAGGGGGGCCAUGAGCUGCCAGCCAACCAACAUGGUGCUAUGCUCUAAACCCUUGAUGCUGCUGGAGGGCAGUCCCUGCAACAGUGGGCUCCAGCGUGUCUGAGCAGGGGAGGAAAGACAAGCUCUUCGUGGUGCCUGUGAUGCCUGAAUUUGGUAACUGGGGAAUGUUCCCAGGUGUCCUUAGAGCAAAGCUUGUGACCUGCAGUGGAUGAUGUGAGAUUCAGCCGGGGCUCCUCCUCCUCCUCUCCAAGCAGAAGGUUGGGAGCCUCUUUGGACUUGGACCAUGUGCUAGGGCUGGCUGUAGCCCCUGUACCCUGCUCGCCAGGACUGCUCCGCAUCUUAAGAGAAAAGGGAAGAGACAGUCAGGUGGGGUGGGCAACCCACAGCCAUGUAUUCCACCUGCCCCCCAUCAGCAUUUCUCAGAAAUGUGACGCUGAAUCCCAUGGCACAGGGGCCUCUGCAUGAGGCUCAAGGAAGCUCAGGGAAAAGGGACAAUCUUCAGAGAGUGUCAGUAGUUAGUGGUUUUUCCCUACUUACCUAGUUCCUUUCCUAUGGAUGCAGCAGAAAAGCAGGGUUAUACAUGACUGUGAUUCUGAGGCUGCUGAGACUGAACAGGUUCACAUUGAAAAGAAAACAAGCUGCUCUUUAUAAUAUGCACAUUUUAAAAAUCGGAAUUUUUUAGUGGGAAGACAUGUAAUUCUUUUGGUUAUCAUUGUCUUCACUUCUAAAAAGGUUCACUUGAACCAAGGUGUGUGUAAAAAUGUGUACAUAUAUAAUAUACCCUUAUAUUAUGUAUGAGGGACUUUUUAUUAUGUAAUAAUGCUGCAAGGUGUAUUGGUUGUUGUUAGGGGUACCACCAAGUUGCAUGAACUCAACCAACUGCCUUUUUAAAGGGAACUUUACAGUUUCCUGUGAGAUUCACUUUAUUUAUUUUAUCAUGAACUUCAAGGUUAUUUAAACGAAAAUGUUUUUUUCUGAUCUGAUGGAAAUGUUGCAAUGUCUCUUUGAGAUAAUAUUUGCUUCAGGUCAUGUUAUGGAGCCAGGCAAGCUCCUGCCCACACUGGCCAAGUUCGCCUCUUCAAUACGCUUUGCUUGCCUCCCUAGGAAAGAAGGAAUUGUAUCGAGAGCAAAUUUAUUAAAAUCUGACGCUGCUUCUUAGGAAACUCCAGCCAUACAAUAAGAAACAGCUCUCUGUUCUAUAGGUGCCUCUGAGUAUUCUACCUCCUCGGAGAUAAGAUAGGGAAGGAGAGGAGACAACAUUGGGGAUGGUCACAGGGAAAGAUGUGGCCUUCCAUGAUGGUUUUAUUUGCUGUGUUAACGAUGCACCCAGUGAUGCCCCAGUGUUGCGACACCAAAACCCAGUAACCAGGAAUAUGAUGAAGUUUCCUUCUGUCAUUGGCCUGCCGUUUCUCUGUGUGCUUUGUGUCACUCUCAUACUUGCUUCAGAGAAAAAGAGGAGAAAUACAAUUUUUCCUGAGGUAAAGUCUGCCAUUUUGGGGGUCUGGACUUACGACCUGAAAAUAUUUGCGAUCCCUAACUAUAUAACCUUUCCUCUUAUCUGACAUGUUUUCCACUUGGCACUCUUUUUCUCAGACAUAAAA